Molecule: messenger RNA, 2955 nt
Organism: Lolium perenne
Lineage: Eukaryota; Viridiplantae; Streptophyta; Magnoliopsida; Poales; Poaceae
Product: L-type lectin-domain containing receptor kinase SIT2-like
Biological process (GO): protein phosphorylation
Molecular function (GO): ATP binding; protein kinase activity; carbohydrate binding
Source: RefSeq, a predicted model, not a curated record
AGUUGUCCUUCGUCACACGCUUGAGUUAUUCAUAGCCUAUCCCUGCCUGAGAGAAAGAUGCCUUGCUCUGGUUCCACCAUGCUGCCUCACCUCUUAUUGCUCUGUCUCCACUUCCUCAUCUCAACCUCCACGGCCUACGCGGACGACGGCUUCACCUACGAUGGGUUCUCCGGUAGCAUGCUCCGGCUCGAUGGCGUAGCUUCGAUCUCAAGCAGAGCUCUGAUGCUGACCGAUGGUGCUCUCAAGAGCGUAGGACGCGCUUUCUUUGGACGCCGGUUUGACUCUGUUUCCUCAUUUCGACAACCUUUGUGUUCGUCAUCACUGCUCCAUACUCUAGUUUUAAACAGAAGGCCCUUGGCCCGGCUUUAUAUAUAAAGCCAUCACGGCAACCACAGAGUAGCGAUACAACACACACCUCACAUGCUGGUACCUCCAAAGUGCUGAUACCUCGAUACAAAUACUACAAGUCUGGUACCCAAGAUAAACUCAUAGAUACAAGGAGAACAGAAGCGCAUAGAGCGGGUAGAAGCGGCAGCAUGCAGUCAUCGACGUCGUCAGUGUCCUCCUGCCCGGAUCCGCGCAUGUAGCCUCCUAACCUCGUCCAGCGCCGCGUCCAACAACGGUCGGUCCCUCGGUCUGACCAGUACCCUCCAGCUCUGCAUGUAGAUAGACAUUUUGAAGAUAGCGUCAGCCGGGCUGGAGAUGAGGGAGCCCUCGAUGGCUAGCUUGUUACGUAUGUUCCAGAGCGCCCAACACUGCGCAGCGAAAGUAAACCAAGCUAUCCUACGGAGUCUACCCGACAAGCCGUUGGCAAUGGCUACAAAGUCCGCAGCCCCUGCUGGGUUCCAAGUGCAGGAGAGGAGAUCCCUGAUUCCUGCCCACAUGAAUUUGGCGAUGUGGCAAGUAAAGAAAAUAUGAUCGCAAGUUUCCCAUUCGCCACAAAGGGCACAUCGCCCAUUCGAUGGCCCAUGCCGCUUAACUAAUUGGUCCCCCGAGGGGAGCCUCCCCCGGAUGAGUUGCCAGAGGAAGCCAUACUCUAGUUUAAGCGGGAAUGGGCUUGCAUUUACGGUUUCCGCCACGACGGACUCUUUAUUGGAUGCCCUCCCGUCUCAGUACAUGGGCAUGUUCAGCAUCGCAAACGAUGGCAAUGCCACAAAUCAACUCUUUGCUGUCGAGCUGGAUACCAUACUAAAUCCCGAAUUCAGGGAUAUUAACAGUAACCAUGUUGGGAUCGAUGUAAACAGCCUUACGUCUAUCAGUAGCAACCCUGCGGGAUAUUACACCCCAGAUGGCAGCUUCUCUUCCUUGAGACUUAUUAGUGGUGAACCGAUGCAAGUAUGGGUGGACUACGAUGACAGUUCACACCGCGUGAAUGUCAGUUUAGCACCUUACUUGCAGCCUAAGCCUCAGCGACCACUGCUAUCAACCACUGUCAAUCUUACAUCUCUUCUCCCAAGCUCAGUAUAUGUUGGUUUUGCCUCUGCAACCAGCGUCUUGAGGUCCAUACACCGCAUUAUCGGUUGGAGUUUCAAUCCAAAAGGGGACGCCAAACCACUCAACUACACGGCGUUGUCUGAAGUUAUACAAGAUGUUCGACGGGAUAAUCAAAGGAGUCACUCGCGUAUCCCUAUGAAAAUUCUUAUACCGGUUGUCACUUUGUCAGUAUUCGUCACACUUGUUAUUAUCGUUGCUCUGUAUGUUAAUAUGAAGAAGGCAAGGGAAAUUGGUGAGUGGGAGAUCGAUUCUGGGUCGUCAUCUUUCACAUAUAAAGAUCUUGCAACCAGCGGUUUCAGUGACAGAAUGCUUCUUGGCAAGGGAGGAUUUGGAAAGGUGUACAAAGGGGUGCUGCAAACCUCGAAGCAAAAUGUUGCCAUCAAGAGGGUUUCGCCAGAGUCGAAGCAGGGGAUGAAGGAAUUCAUAGCCGAGAUAACCAUCCUCGGUCACCUCCGCCAUCGCAACCUUGUGCAGCUGCUCGGUUACUCUCGUCAUAAGAGUGAGCUCCUUCUUGUUUACGAUUACAUGUCAAAUGGUAGUCUUGAUAGAGUUUUACAUGGUCAAGACAGGCAACAAACAGUAGACUGGGUUUGCAGAUUUAACAUCAUAAGAGGCAUUGCAUCUGGUCUUUGCUACCUCCACGAGGAUUGGGAGAAAGUGGUCAUCCAUCGAGACAUCAAGACGAGCAACGUGCUCCUCGACAAUGAAAUGAAUGGUAGACUCGGUGAUUUUGGCUUGGCAAGAUUACACAACCAUGGCACAGACGCCCACACCACGCAUUUGGCUGGCACCUGGGGUUACAUCGCUCCCGAGCUAGCCAGGUUAGGAAGGGCAACCAAGGCGACUGAUGUCUUUGCAUUCGGCGUCUUCAUGUUGGAGGUGGCUUGUGGGAGGCGCCCAAUAGAAGUGAAUGAUUCUGGUGAGCCAGUGCUGCUGACAGACUGGGUGACCGAUGCAUGGGAGAGCGGUUCAAUCCUCAGAUCAGUAGACCCAAGAUUGGAAGAUUAUGUCAGGGAGGAGGCAGAGUUGGUACUAAAGCUUGGCCUGCUAUGCUCACACCCAGUACCCAGUGCUAGGCCAUCCACGCGCCUAAUUGUGCAAUACCUUGUAAAUGAUGUGUUGCUUCCGGAUUUCCAGCCAAGUUUUUUGAGCCUUACCAGCAGGGAUGAAGACUUUGAUCAGCAUAUCCUGACAUGCCCUUCUGUGGUGACAACCAUGACUGGUCUUUCUGGAGGAAGGUGAUACAUGAUUUCUUAUGGCUGUGAUAACUUACAUUUACUAAAUAUAUUGUAUUGCAGAAUUUUCAUGUGAACGAUGUGUUCUUCCUAAAAAUUUAUCACAUGUAACUAAUGUAGUAGAAAUAUAAAGGUUUCUCUCCUGGAUCCCUUGCAUCUGGUAUCAACUUUGUGGAUGGCAUAUUAAUGUUGCCGGGUUCUUAUGUUACUAAGCUUUCCUGACCAA